Molecule: messenger RNA, 4710 nt
Organism: Manduca sexta (tobacco hornworm)
Lineage: Eukaryota; Metazoa; Arthropoda; Insecta; Lepidoptera; Sphingidae
Gene: Dmtn
Product: transmembrane and coiled-coil domains protein 2
Exons: 17
Coding region: 308-2128 (606 amino acids)
Cellular component (GO): endomembrane system
Source: RefSeq, a predicted model, not a curated record
UUGCGCCAUCUGCCGUGAUCUGUCAAAGAAUAGUUUGUCCAUCCAACCAUCUACACGUCUUUUUUCUAUUCCGUUGUUUUCUGUCAUUUAUAUUACAAUCGUAUUCUAAAAUAUAAUAUUGUGGUGGUUUAUUUUAACAGCAACUCUGUAAAUAGACCUGACUGUGUUAAAUACGAAUAUAUGUCACAAGAACAUAGUGGUGAUAACAAAUCGCAAACCCAAAGGAAUGGCGAACACAACAGACACUGAUACAAACAUACCAUUAUGAAAACCGUGUAAACCGUAAUGUGCGAUAGUGCGUGAUACCAUGGCGAGCGAUCGAGGCCCUGCGAUGGACACCCUGCACGUGGCCCACGGGCACAGCAAGGGGUCCAGCCGGAGCCAGUCGCCGUCGACGGCGGAACUGGCGCGGGACCCCGCCGUGGUCACCGAUGAUGCCGUCAUCAGGUCCCGCGUGCAGUCGCCUUCGACGGUGCAUCAUGUUGUCAGUGAGCCGUCGUCGAGUUCGUCGUCGCGGCACGGCGAGCGCUCGCACCACGUGAAGUCGCACUCGCGGGACCUCGGCACCAGCCCGCUGUCGGCCAACACCACCGGCAACAGCUCCAGGGACCUAGAAGACUCGCCGCAGAAGAAGAUCCUGAGUGGUUUGAUGGCGCCGGGCGACUACGCAGGCGCGGUGUACAGCCCCAACGUCUCGUACGGCCUGUCAUCUGACGAGUACGGGUCACCUGCGUACAGAGGUCAAGAUGGCGACUAUGCGAAUCAAGACGAGAGCGACGGCGCGAACGUGACGUCAUCGAAGGCGCUCGCCGCCAUCGCGCACCUCAACACCAAGAUCGAACGCACCAAGGACCUCAUCCGCCUCGAGCAGACCAUACGCGACGACAAUGUAAACGAGUACCUGAAGUUAGCCGCGAACGCGGACAAACAACAAUUACAACGUAUUAAGGCAGUGUUUGAGAAGAAAAAUCAGAAGAGUGCGCUCUGCAUCGCUCAGUUACAGAAGAAACUAGAAGGGUACAACAAACGGAUCAAGAACUGGGAGCAACACGGCACGAGCGGGCAGGCGCACCGCCAGCCGCGCGAGGUGCUGCGCGACAUGGGACAAGGCUUGAAGAAUGUGGGCGGCAACAUCCGCGACGGCAUCACGGGGUUCGGCGGCAGCGUCAUGGCGGCGCCGCGCGAGAUCGCGCACAUCUUCACGCGCUCCAACCGCUUCGGAUCCGCAGACAACAUCGCGCAGCUCGCCGAGAACACGGGUCCUUCGAACGCGUCGUCGGAAGGGUCUCGCGCGUCGGAGGCGGGGGAGGCGGGCGCGGCGCGGGGCUCCACGCUGCCGCGCGCCGCCACCUCGCCCGCGCCCAAGUACUCGCCCGACGCGUCCCCGAGCUCCUCCGUCACCAGCGAGGGCGCGCCGUACCCACCGCAGCCCGGCGCGAACAAUAUAUCUGAGACGACGUUCACGAUAAAGCCGAUACUGAACGAGCUGCGCGAACGGAGAGAGGAAUACGAACGGUUGUCGGAGAAGAUCGACGCGCUCAAGAAUUUGUCUCAAGAGGUGUCGUUCCUGUCGGCCGCGCUGCAGGAGGAGCGGUUCAAGACGGAGCGGUUGGAGGAGCAAAUCAAUGAUCUCACUGAACUGCACCAGAAUGAGGUGGAAAAUCUGAAGCAAGCGCUGACGGACGUGGAAGAGAAAGUACAGUACCAGAGCGAGGAGCGAAUACGAGACAUACACGAGGCGCUCGAUCUCUGUCAGACUAAAAUAAGUAAACUAGAGCAAUGGAUGGCGGGCGGCGGCGGUGGUGGCGGUGGAGCGGGAGGGGCGGGCGACUCCGGAGGUGCUGGUGCCCUCCCUCCUCGCCUGUUACUGGUGAAGCUCCUCAACGUGGCGCUGACGCUGCUGCAGCUGGCGUUACUACUCGUGGCCACCGUCGCGGGGGUCGCCAUGCCGUUCUUGCGCACCAGAGUCCGCGUACUAACAACGUCAGUGGCGGUAAUGGUCGGCGUUAUGGUGCUAAAGCAGUGGCCGGAAGUGACGCAAUUAUCGGAACACCUCGCGCGUCGGCUCAAAGACUACUUACUGGACGCGCGACGCGACAGGUAUGAAUGCACGUCGUUGUGUGGUUGAUAUUGUGACUGAACACCGACUCUAGUGGAAUUUAUAGGUGAUAUUGCAAUUUUGUCCUACGAUGCCUUAGUUUAGAACGAGCGGACAUUGUGAAAGAUUUCGAUUGAUAUCGACUUUGUUAGAAAGUAAUAUUGUAAAAUUGUGUUAUCAAUUUUAUAUAUUAAACAAUAAAGUUUAAAAUAUUACAAAUUAUAACUUUACAAAUGUAAUUGUGUAAUUAGAGAGAAUAAUCUUUUUCUAAGAUUUUUUUGCUAAGUAUAAUACUGUUAAAACUUAAUAAAACUUUUCAAUACACUAAGAUAUUUUACUUCUGGUAUAGUGCAAAUAUUCCAGUGUUCGCUCGUUCAUAAACGUAUUAAAAUUAUUUGUAUAUAACACGUUAUGGAAAUGUGAAUGAAUUCGUAUUGUACGUUAAAGGUAUACUUUUCACUGCAGUGAUAUUUUUUGUAUAAUUAUUUUUUAAGCGUGAAACGGAACGGCGACAUCCGGUUUCGAUUUAUAAUGAAAACUGCACUUUAUGUUAUUAGUUUAUGUAAACUCUCCUGUAUUAAUUUUAGUACAAAAUAACUUGUUUUAUCGAUUUAACAAUAAACGAAACCGAGUGUGGUCGAUUCGAUAUUUUUUAUUAAUGUCAAUAAUUAAACGGGCUGGGUCCCUGCUGAAUAUAUCGUUAGUGUUAUUUUAUCGUUUACUUUCGCACUGCGUUUAUAUCGAUAAAAAGCAUCGGCUUAUAUCGACUGCAAUGUAUCGAUAAAUCCGAAACGGACUAUCGAUAUUACGGUUCGUAGUCCUGAUAUAGUGAAUUUCGAAAAGGCUGACGUGUUUUCAAUCUCGAAUUGAUGGGAUAAUACGAAACGGUGCGGACUUGCGCCGUGCGGUGAUGGAAACUAAUUUUGAUACUUUAUCGAUGUUGGUGAUGAGGGGCGUUGUGGGCAAAAAUAAACAAUUUAGGAUUCGAAACAUUACAAAAUGGUAGAAAUAGGAAAAUGUUGAGAUUGAAAUAACUCCUGUGUACUCUUACAACACCUUCAGUUUUAUAGAUUUUGUAUAUAAAUAGUAUUUUUAAAUUAAAGUUUACGUAGUAUACUUUGCUCACAACCAAUCUCGGAAAAUGUUGGUUUUUGCACAUGUUGUAUAUAGUUUUUUUAAACAUAGGUUACGGAAUGUGUUGCCAUCACAAUUUUAGCUUAUUAAAACUGUGGUUUAAUACAAUAUUAUUACUUUUCUACUGAAAUCCGCUUUAGAAUUUGAACAAUGUAGGAUUGUUGAUAUUUAAUGAAUAUAUUUAUUGAAAUUAGUGGUGAUUCAUGUUGAUUUUGAAAGUGAGCCGCUGUUUAGUAAUUUUCAUUCAUAGUAAUCGACUAAUUAUAUCUUUGUUAUUGAAUGUCUUAAUUCAAAUCAAUACAAUUAUUUAAUGUGACAAAUUAUAUGUUCUUUUAAUGAAUUAUGAAUGGCAAUUACUAAAAAAAAUUAGAAGCAAUUGUAAAGCCAAUACUGAUGGGAAUGGUUUCGUCCCUGUAUACUCUUCUACGUGUAUAAAUUACUCUUGUACUAUACGAUUAGAUUUCAAUUUUAUACAAAGCAGUAGACGCCACAUACGCGAUAGAUGUCUUAGAUAAUUCCAUGCUUUCGAUUACGAAAUAACGACUGAACCAGUGAAAAUGUAUUGAUAUUUAUAAUACUCAUAGCAUUCGAAGUAAUUGUUCCAAAUAUCAGUGAUCAAAAUCCAUGUCAAUUUGUUAAAAAACGAAAUACGUAUCGUUUAAAACACGCAUUUGGCCAGAUAAAAAAAGUUCUUAUUUAAUCGAUGUUUUUAAUAGUCGAUGAAAAUGGAGCUGAAUCGACUAAGUAUCGAUAUAUCGACUAUCGAGGUACAUUUGAAGUUCGCAGGUUCAGUGGUCCGUUCAUAAUAGCUCAAUUUGAACACGCUUGUAACAGUGUCGCUAGCGUUUAUAAAACCAUCCUCCACGUAUUGGUAAAGUUAAUAUUCUCUUAACAUAUAAAAGAUACAUUCCAAAUUCACUUACUAGUGUGAUAACCGGUUAUUGGAUGUGAAAUUUAGCGAAUCGGGAGACGCAGAAGAUCCUUGUAAUGUUAAAAUUUAAAUUAAUUAUUGAUGUUCCUUUCAAACACGUUGACAUUUAUUAAAAACGUGACAUAUGUAAUUUUUUUUGGUUUAUAUAUCCGAUGUGUGCAUCCUGAUUUGCAAAUGGAUACGUGUUGAAUCAAACACGUUACGAAUAAUCGCCCAGUGACUACCAUCCAAGUAUAAUGAAGUGUACAAAAAUAAGCUUUUUCUAACAUCGUUUGUGUAUAUUUUGUAAAUAUUUUUUUAUGGCACUUGAUACUGUCGAGAGUGUUUUACUCUGGAAGUUGUGACGUUUAUUUUAAGAUGGCGCUGUUUUAUUUUGUAAAGACACGUAAUAGAUCUUAAAAUAAAUGCCGUAAAGUUAAAUCAAAAUUACCCCGAUAGUAGCCCCUGUGGUUUACGUUGUAUUGUGUUAAUGCGAUGUCAUGAUUACAAAUGUCAAUUUACGUUGCCCGGCUAAUGGAUUGAAUUAAAUCAUCACAAUUUUAUUCGA